This is a messenger RNA of Drosophila bipectinata, 2882 nucleotides long. It is a transcript of the gene l(2)41Ab, whose product is annotated as lethal (2) 41Ab. NCBI's taxonomy places the organism in Eukaryota, Metazoa, Arthropoda, Insecta, Diptera, Drosophilidae. Gene Ontology annotation, cellular component: cytoplasm. The record is from RefSeq and is a predicted model, not a curated record. Gene Ontology annotation, biological process: axoneme assembly.
UCAAACAAAUCUGACAUUUGACAAAUAUUUGUGAACAUAAAACAAUCUCAAUUUUCGAUUAUAAAUAUAUUCUCUACGCCUCAACAAAAUGUCUGAUUAUGACGAUAUGGACUCUUGUGAUUUCGCACACAUUUCGGAUGUAGAAGCUGGAUCAGCCCCUGAACCUGAGCAAUUGGCACUUCUUCCACCCAAUCACCCACUAUUACGCAAAUUUCAACAGUCUUUAAAAGAGCAUCUUUUACGGACAAAAUGUGAAUUGGAAAACGAAAUCGCAGAAAUAAAACAUCAAGUGAAACUUAAAGAACAACAUCGAGAAGAGCAGGGUUUGACUUUAUAUGAUAUGCAACAGAAAAUGGGGUUUCAAGAAGAACAAAUUAAAGAAAUAUCUGCAGUAAUUGAGAAACAUAUUCAGAAACGCCAAAUUGAAGAAUCCACUGUGACUACGCUUAAGAAAGAAUACGACGAAAAAAUAAAACUUACUAAAUGUUUUAAGACUAUGUACCAUGAACGAAUGGCAGAACUUGAACACUUACAAAAUUUAUGUAGUAAUAUAAAAAAAUGGGCUUUUGAUGUAGAGGAUGAAGUUAAAAAUGCGAAACGUAUUGUAAGCAGAGAUUCACAGUUGCAAAACCAGUUAUCUCAGGAAAAAAGAAAAUCGGAUAUACUCUUUUACCGUUUGGAUAUGGAAGUUAAAAAAAGAGAGGCUGAACUGCAAUCAAUUUUUGAUGAAGAAAGUAAUAUGAAAGAAGUUGUAAAUAUUUUGAAUAUGAGUAUAGCAGAUGCCAAUACUGAUCUAGAAGUUUUGCAAAAUGAACACAAGCGCCUUACCCAAGCGUGGGGUGAUGUUAUUAUAGCAAUUCAACUAAGGGACAAAAUAUUAUUUCAAGUAAAAGAUACUAUGAGAAAGUACAAGGAGUCAAUUAAGCUAAAAGUGACUGGGAUUGAAGCAAUUAAAAAACAAAUAGUAAAAGAAAUGGAAUUAAAUAAAAAAUUGGAAUCCUUCAAACAACGACUAGCUGAAGAUACCAACUCUUUGCGCCGUGACUGCCAAGAAGAAAAUGAAACGCUACUAAGACUGGAAGAGAAACUUGAUGAGCUACCGGUUUUUUUAAGCAACACAGAAGCUGAUCUACAAGAAGCAAUAAGGGAGGGAAACCGUUUGAUUUCAGAAAUUCGAAAGCUUGACUUUUCAUUAGAUAAAUGCCAGAUAAAAAAAUUUAAAACUGAAGAAACCAUAUUAAAAAGAGCUGAGGAUCAUCUUAUAACUGAUAAGGCUACUGCCUACCGUUUAAAAUUAUUAAACAAGUCACAGGAACGUCGACGAAAUGUUGACUUAUCGUUGUCAAAAGUACAAAACCAAUUGGCAUCAUCUAUGCUCGAUGUUGAAAAACUUCGAAGUUUCGUAUUUAAUUCAAAAUCGUAUAAUAGUUACGUAAAAUCAAAUCUAAAUAAUGCUGAAAAUAAAUCAUCUUCAUUAGAAAAUGAUUUAAAGAAAAUGCAUUCACAAAUUCAAAUAAAAAUGAAAUUAUUUGAAAAAGUCACCAACAAAAUAGACAUAAUGCAAAAAUUGUUUGGUGAUGUAUUCGGUAGUCCGACCGAAAUAAAGAUAAAACAAAUUGAAAAAUCAAUCCACACAGGAGAGUUGCAAAUUCGAGAGCAUCAGCAAUUUUGGAUUAUGUUGCAAAAUCAUUUCGUGAAUUUGUCUCAAAAAAGGAAUGACCAGCUUAAUGAAAUACAAGUAACACGAAAACAAUUAUCCAUUAUUAAGCAAAAGUCUCUAAAAAUUGAUCAGGAGCUUGAAGUGUCAGAAGGUAAGACAAAGGACCUUAAAUUAUGCAUACAAAAAUUUACUUCAAAGUUGGAACUUCUAAAUGAAAAAAUAUACAAAAAAAGGAUUCACCACGAUUUUGAAGAAACUGAGUUUGAACACGAACAGACUGAACUUAGCCAAAAACUCAAGGAUACUGAAUUUGCAAUACUUAAGUUAGAAGGAAGUAUUACAGAAAUGCAGCACGAAAUUGAGCUACACAAGGAUUUGGUAAUAGAAAAUCAUAGAAAAGCUUUAUCGUGGGAAACAAAAUAUAAGCUUCUUGAGGAAACAAUCCAAUGGACAAAAUCGGAACGAUCAUUAGAUGGUGAAAUGGGGUUAAUGAAAAGUGAAAUACAUCGAAUGAACAUAAGAUAUACUCAACUGAAGAAAGCGCAGGAAAAGCUUGUUCAUGAUUUAGAACACUGUGUAAUGCAUCGUGAACAAAUAUUUGUUAGCGCAUCAGUAAAUGAACAUGUAAAGACAAAAAUAACGAAACUGAAAAAUGUUUCUCAAAUUCAAGUCAGACUAGAUGAAGUUCAAAAUAGAGCAAAACUAACUCGAAAUGAAAUAUUAUUUUUGUCUGAAAAACGUUUAACAGAGGAUGUAAAUAAAAUUGAGCGCAUGAUUUAUAUGUUAAGAAGAAUUCAAUCUGAUCUCAAUGACAUUCUUAAAGAUGAUUCUAAUAUUCGGGAAAGAAUAGAGGAAGGUAUUUUAGCUAAGCACGCUAAUUUAGAACAAAUUAUAAGAAAACAAAUGAGAGCCAAAAUAUAUCGAAAACUUAAUCUUGUCAAGUCUCAACAGAAAGUGGCUCGUGCUGAUAUGACUGUGCAACAACUAUCAACAAAGCAAAAUGAACUUAAUGCUGUGCUAAAAGAAAUAGUUCAAAAUCUUAUUCUAGACUAUCCAGAUAAAAAAUCUUUCUUUAUGAAAGUUAUUCAUGUUCUUAAAGAAUAAUAUUUUCUGCCUAAAUAAUAAUAUAAUCUUAUAAAAAAUGUUUAUAUUUAUCAUAUGAGUGUCAAAUGAUAUGUUUAUUUUGAUACUUAAUAAACACUAUUAUAAUAAAAAUAGUGUC